AUGGCUGAUGCUGAUGAUAUUCAACCAAUUGUCUGUGACAAUGGUACUGGAAUGGUGAAGGCUGGUUUUGCCGGUGAUGAUGCUCCCAGGGCUGUUUUCCCGAGUGUUGUUGGUAGGCCAAGACAUCAUGGUGUCAUGGUUGGGAUGAACCAGAAGGAUGCAUAUGUUGGUGACGAAGCACAAUCCAAAAGAGGUAUUCUUACCUUGAAAUACCCGAUUGAGCACGGUGUUGUGAGCAACUGGGAUGACAUGGAGAAGAUCUGGCAUCACACUUUCUACAAUGAGCUUCGUAUUGCUCCUGAAGAGCACCCGGUUCUUCUUACCGAGGCUCCUCUUAACCCAAAGGCUAACAGAGAGAAGAUGACCCAAAUCAUGUUCGAAACCUUCAACUCUCCAGCCAUGUAUGUUGCCAUCCAAGCUGUUCUCUCCCUGUACGCGAGUGGUCGUACUACCGGUAUUGUGCUGGAUUCUGGUGAUGGUGUGUCCCACACCGUGCCAAUCUACGAGGGUUUCUCACUUCCCCAUGCCAUCCUCCGUCUUGACCUUGCUGGUCGUGACCUUACUGAUUACCUCAUGAAGAUCCUUACCGAGAGAGGUUACAUGUUCACCACCACAGCAGAACGGGAAAUUGUAAGAGACAUCAAGGAGAAGCUUUCCUUUGUUGCUGUGGACUACGAGCAGGAGAUGGAGACUUCCAAAACCAGCUCCUCCAUCGAGAAGAACUACGAAUUACCCGACGGACAAGUGAUCACAAUCGGUGCUGAGCGAUUCAGGUGCCCAGAAGUCUUGUUCCAGCCAUCGUUUGUGGGAAUGGAAGCUGCUGGAAUCCACGAGACCACCUAUAACUCGAUCAUGAAGUGUGACGUGGAUAUCAGGAAGGAUCUGUACGGUAACAUUGUUCUCAGUGGUGGUACCACUAUGUUCGCAGGUAUCGCAGACCGUAUGAGCAAAGAGAUCACAGCACUUGCACCAAGCAGCAUGAAGAUUAAGGUCGUUGCACCACCCGAGAGGAAAUACAGUGUCUGGAUCGGUGGUUCCAUUCUUGCUUCCCUCAGCACAUUCCAGCAGAUGUGGAUCUCCAAGGCUGAGUAUGACGAGGCAGGUCCAGGAAUUGUUCACAGAAAAUGCUUCUAA
This is a messenger RNA of Arabis nemorensis, 1134 nucleotides long. The record is from the annotation of a GenBank genome assembly. NCBI's taxonomy places the organism in Eukaryota, Viridiplantae, Streptophyta, Magnoliopsida, Brassicales, Brassicaceae.